Molecule: messenger RNA, 9071 nt
Organism: Rhineura floridana
Lineage: Eukaryota; Metazoa; Chordata; Lepidosauria; Squamata; Rhineuridae
Gene: SACK1C
Product: family with sequence similarity 83 member C
Exons: 5
Coding region: 5280-7007 (575 amino acids)
Biological process (GO): epidermal growth factor receptor signaling pathway
Source: RefSeq, a predicted model, not a curated record
GGAAUCCCUCACGGUUAGUUCCCUGAGGGAGCUUUCAUCUUUUGAGAGGAAUAGUUUAUCAAAGUAACAAUCUGCCUUGUCUGGUAAGAGGGGAUCAGCUAUCCAAACAUGCCAUGAUUCUGUCUUCCAUAAAAUUGGUAAGCACAAGCAUGGAUGUGAAAGAUGUUCUCCUGUACAAGUAUCGUGUGUGUCGGGGCAAAUGAGAUAUUGGAAUUCCAAAGCUUGAAAAAUGGUUGAGGUUUCUGAAAGGACUGCCUUCAAUUUCCCAACUAAGGUUAGGGUGAAGCUGAUACAAGCAGGAAGGGUCAGUUUCCUUCCUUGCCUCUGUAAUACUGGAGCAGAGAUGUUGUUAUGACCCCAUAGGAGGCACAGCUUUUUAAUGACUGCAUGGGAGGCAGAGAACCAAGCUAGACAUGAUGUUAACAUACAGGUUUUAAAAAAUGCAAAUAGCAUCAGCUGGCGGGGAGGGGUACAAUGACAUUAAUUGAGAAUUUCCUUCCAAUACAAACUGUACCUUCAGAGGGUUGCAUUGUGGGAGCGUUAUAUUCUUACUCCAUGCCUGCUGCUAUCUUGAUGAUUGUUAGCCCCUCACCCACCACUACCAUAAAUCUGAUGCUAUUAAAAGUGGCACAUUAUACAUUUAAUGUCAUGUCUAGUUUGGACCUGAGACUAUGACUAGAAACCACUUUUCAGCCUACCAUCCAUGUCUUCCUUCUGUCCUCUGAAAGCUUUGCAGUGUGAACAACAUUUCCUAUUCAUGGUUUUGUUUUGCUCAGGUUAUCACCCUGUAAAAGGAUCUUAUGUGAUUAACAAUUUGACCGAGUGGUGGUUUUUCUAACCUGCUUUUCAAAUAGUUUCUUCGCUUAGAAACAGCCCUUGUAUGUGUUACAUAAAGAAAGUUAGUCCACUAUUGUUUCUCUUGUGGUAAAAAGUGCAACCUGAGAAACCAUUAUCAUGUUUUUCCUUACCAUGUAAUGCCUUUGUUGAAAAUCUGGAGAAUAGUUUUCCACAAACUUUAACAUUUGAUCCUAAUAAAUGUCCUGAAACCAAUAUAGAAAAAAGUCUUUCAUUCUGGAUGGCAUUAGCAUUCAUAGAAGCUGUUUGCUUUUGGUGUAUAUGUGCAUCACUUGGUAAAGCAAAGUAUAUGUGCGUGUUCCUCUUCAUAAUACCUUCUCAAAGAGCAGUCAAGUUUAAUCUUCCUUUCCAGGAUAUUGGGGAGACCCCCACCCCACCCCCAGCACACAAGCCUGCUCUUCAUUGGGUGUAUCCAGGCAAGCAGUCGUAUGUCCUAUUUGCUACUGAUGAUCAUAUGAGGGCGUGGAAUAGAAAUUGCAUUAUGUUGUGCUUUUCUUCCCAGGGAGGCAGAGAAGAGGGUUGUGUGAAAGAAGCUUGUACCUCAUUUAAGAAGAAGUAGAAAUCUUUCAAUGACUGGCUUUAACAUAGGCUUCUCCCUAGCUCUCUUCCUGGUAAUUGUCCUGCUCUCCUUCCUGUUCAUUAUGGUAAGGAUGGGGAACUGGCGACCCUCCAAAUGUUGUUGGAUUAUAACUCCCAUCAGCCCCAGCCAACAUGACUAAUGGUUAGGAAUGAUGGAGAUCUAACAGUUGGAGGGUCACAGGUUAUAUGGUUAUGUUCUGCCCCCGCUAUCGAAGGCAGUAUGCUUUUGAAUACCAGUUGCUGGAAACCACAGAACAGGAGAGUCCUACAGGCUUCCUAUAGGUAUCUGGUUGGCCACUGUGAGAACAGGAUGCUGGACUAGAUGGGCCACCGGCCUGAUCCAGCAGGCUCUUCUUAAGUUGUUACCCAAUCCCUGUAUUUACAUAAGGACAUACCUAUUACUGGACACAUCCUGUUAAUUCCAUCUAACUUCUUUUAAGGGAAAUUAAAUCUGACAGCAUCACUAUGCCAUGUUGAGAUUCUGAACCUCUCAGUUUGACACACUGAAUGAAAAAAAAUUGGAGUUUAUGUGUGACUGGAUACGCUGAUAACUCUGUAAAUUCAGUGUGUUAGGGGGAAACUGAAAACCAUCAGUUCCAGACUUGCGAAGCAUGUAUGCAUGGGAAAUGUGUGGGAAUUAGUAUGAGGACAGUAAGGGACAAAACUAUAAUGAAAUUAAAUGCACCAUGUUUGUUGCUCUAGAUGUACCCUUAGACAUUUGCUCCAGCAACAGCUACCAAAUUUCUUUUUACAAAAAAAAGUUUAUUUUUUCCCAAAGCAAACUUCCUCAGUUUAACUUAUUAUAAAAUGAGUCAUAUAAAGAAACUUUAUAUGUGUGAGGUAUAUUCCACUUCUGUGAAAACAUUACAAACCAAACAAUUUUUUCUCAGUUUAUUUAAGAUGCUUUUGUUGCAAGCUGAGCUAAGGAGAGAACCCUCUUAUGUGUGAAGUAUUAUGCAGUGUGUGUGAGAGAGAUAAUAACACCUUAUAAUUCAUUACAGCUGUGUUGUAUUUACAUAAAAGUAGGCUUAGCUGUGUAGAAAUUUGCUGAUUAAUUUAUUUUUAAUGGGAGUGAAGUAUACUUAGAACCAAUAUAAACGGUACUGUGUGUAUCUUGCUGCUCCUGGAAUAGAUGGAAAAUGUAAUUGUAGAUAUUUUGGCACAAAGCUACAUGGAUUAAUUCAUAUUCAGAAUACUCAUUUAAAGCUUAACACCCACCUUGCACCCAGGAUUGUCCUGUCACCCUGCAGCGCUAUGGGAGUACAACACUGCCAGUCAACCUUCUAGAGGCCUGGUUGCCCAAGGAUGAACCGUUGCAAAGUCUACAGUAUGGAAUCCUUGAAGACUCUCUUCCUGUGCCAUGGGUCCAUGUGGAGCCCAGGGGACCCUGACCUCUUCAUUUUUAAAUACUACUAUUGGUUUUACUGUUGGCUGCACAAAUAUUAUCACCUCUCUUAGUAAAUGAGAUGUUCUAGAUCCAUAAUAAUGUUCUGUGGCCCCAGAAAAUGCUGGAUGGCUGUUGAGCUGCAAACGGAGCCAAAAGAGAACCAUUAGGAUGAUAUACCUGCUCUCAGUGUACAGUUGCGGUGAACAAAGGGAGGUAAGACAAUUAGACAUAGCUUGUAGGACUGUGCACUGUGUCAAGCCUACUGUAAAUAUCUGAGAUAGACUAACUGUGAGCCAACUAAUAUUUGGGCUCCUGCUGCAAUGCCACCACUGAUUUUUCCAAUGUAGAAAUAGAAUGGUGGUGGUGGUCAGCUGAAAAAUAAAAAAACACUGGUAGGCUGGCUCUUGAGCCAAUGGCAUGGUUUUAGGAGACCAGACAAAACACAAAUCACACAGAACUGGGAAGUUUACAGAGAGAAGAGUGAGUUCUUAUGUAGGAAGAGUGGCAGAACAUAAACCACACUUUGAGUCAAAGACAUGUUCUUCCCCCUCUCCUACCUAUAGUGCUAUAGCACAAGGCUCUGGUGUGAUUUAAACUUGGUCUGGUCAGGGGCUUUAAGUGGAAAAGGGUGGGUCUGUGUUUAUUUAUAUUUGCCACACACACGCACACACACAGAGGUGUAGAAGAACAAGGCUUGGACCAAAUACGUGUUUGCCAUGACCAGAAGUGCUUCUCACAUUCAGAAAUUGCUGGGUUUUUCCUCCUGCCCACUGCUCCAGAUAUUUAUGUGGCCCUCCAGAUCAGCAGAGCAGCUCAGAGAGGCUGCAAGUGGGAGAGAUGAACCCCUCUCCCUGGGGAGGGGUGUGUGUAAAAAUGGUUUCUAGACCCAAGGCUAACUUUCAAAGCAUGUUUCCCCUGAAAUCAGCAUGAACCAACUAUGAAUGUCUAUGGCGCAGUACCUAGAGUGCUAGGCUUGAUUUACUAUAGCUAGACUUGAAACCCACCUCUCUUCCAAGAAGCUCAGUGCAGUGUACAUGGUUUCUUCCACCUCCCCACUUAAGAGAAUAAAAUUAACAACCCUGUGAGGUAGGUUAGUCUGAGAGAGUGUGGCUGAUCCAACGUCAGUCAGCGAUCUUCAUAACUGAAGGGGGAUUUGGAUUUGGGUCUCCCAAAACUCUAACAGACACAAUGCUGGCUCUCUUGGUUCUGCAUUACCCUAGCAUAUUUAUGAAUUUGCUUAGAUACUUCAAUAAGGUUCCAUGACUUAAUCUCAUUAGAACAUAGGCAGAGGUUCACAGUGAGAGCAUGCAAAAUAUUGAUUAUAAAACACUUGGCACAUUAAAAGUACUUAUAGGUAUUAUGCCUCCUGUACAAACAACUGUAAUCUAUUACUAAAAGAUGUCUGUUGAAACAUGUCCUUUGAAGCAAACAUUCAUAGGAGAGUAAACUCUGCAGCACGCCCAUCUCUGUUGUUUAUACAAGGAUGUUCCCCUUAAAUUUUAGGGUUCCAAUGUGUAGGUAAAGAUGUUUACUUGCAUUUUUUAUUAUUUAGAAGAUUCAUAUCUCAUCUUUUGGCUAAGAAAUCAUUUCCUCUUGUGAAAAAAUAGCCUCAAAGCUUCCUGAAUUGGAGGGGGGGGGUGGAUGUCACAAUUACUACCAAGAAGUUCCUUGAUGCUUUAAGCAAAAGGGAGUAUUAGUUGAAGGAAAUACAUUUGUGGCAUGUUUGCCAAGAUGACAGGCAGAUACUAAUUUCAAACAGCACCACUUUUCACGAUGAAUCAGAGGGUGCGGCCUAGUUUUGUUCAGAAAGUUCCAACAAAAAGUGCUCUAUUAAAAUUCUUUGCUUCUGUAUUUUUUUUAAAAAAGUUUCAUUUGGUGGGUGCUUUACAGUCUUUAUGUGCACGCUUGCAACAACCUUGCAGGACAGAUUACUGCAGGAAUCUUACAGUUCUGGCAUUAGAAAAGUCAUCCCAUAAAAGAUUAGAAGAGUCAUCCCAUCUCAGAAGAGUGUCUGACCCCACCAUCUUCACAGCUAAAGGCAUGAGAACUGACGGAACCGGUUUCAGGGCUUUGACUGCAAGAGAGAAGAUUAUUUAAGGUUAGGGCGGGAACAUGACUAAGUCUUCUUGCUUAAGGAAGUGUGUUUAAAAGCAGCCACUGCAGAGAAGAUGGGGAAACCGUUCUUGGUGUUUCUAUGAGGAAGGCAACACCAAAACAGGCCCUCCAAACCAGAAUUUUCUGCAACAAUUUCUUGCUUCAGCAGACAACCUGAUAAUUUUUUCAGAAGCUAUAUUUCUUCCUGGAAGGAAGGAAUGCUUAGAAAAGGUUGAGGAGGACAAAGGGAACACCUCACAACGUCUCUCUGUCUCCUGGAAGAAUCUGGCAAAGAGACACAGAAGGACUCUUGAUUAAACAAGAAGCAGCAUUUCCUUCAGGAGAGGCAAUUCUGAGUGUUAGCAUGUUUGGCUACCCAACAACAGAGGCAAUGAGCUGGCUCCACAAGGGCUAUGGGAACUCGCAAGGGACCACAGGGCAACUGAAAAGUCGUUUGGAGGAUCUGAAAAAGCCUUGGCGGAAGGAAAUCACCCCUUCAAUGCUGCAGCAUAGUGAGACUGCCAGGCUGGCUGUGGAUGCCUUUCUGGAACAGGGAGAAAGUGGCUAUCUGCAAGCCAUUGCUAAGGAAAAGGAGCUGCCAUUUCUUUCCACGUUAGAUAUGGAUUACAUGAGCCAACACAGCCAAAGCAUCACAGAGUCUCCUGUUAAGGGACGAGAGGCAGGGCUCAUGAGAGAGGAUAGUGCCGACAGGGCUUCUCUUCUCUCUGGAGUCACAUCUGGGACAUACUUCCCAUUUAUGUCAGACAUUGAUCCCCCAAAGCUAGAGCUGGGCUGGCCUGUUGUACCCCCCAUCUCAUCAUUUGACCAAACAGAAAUCACUUUGUAUUUCCAAAGAGACAAGGCAAACAGUGUCAAGGAAUUACUUCGGUCUCUAAUAAGCCAGGCCAAGACAGUGAUUGCGAUUGUGAUGGAUCUCUUCACAGAUAUGGAAAUACUCAGUGAUCUGAUGGAAGCUUCAAGCAAACGACGUGUUCCGGUUUAUCUGAUCCUUGAUGAAAAGAACUUGAAACAGUUUGUAGAAAUGUGCAACAAAAUGGAUCUCACUAUGGAUGACUUCCCAAAUAUGCGCAUACGCUGUGUGAGUGGAGGAACGUACUAUAGUAAAGCUGGCAAGAAGCUUACAGGACAAGCACUUGAGAAAUUUGUGUUGAUAGACUGUGAACAAGUACUUGCAGGGACCUACAGUUUUACAUGGCUGUGCAGCCAAGUCCACACUGGCCUGGUUACACACUUCAGAGGUAAAAUUAUUGAGGAUUUUGACAGAGAGUUCCGAUGCAUAUAUGCUGAAUCUAGAUCUGUGCAUAAACUCAGCAUCCUCACUGUUGAAAAGUCCACACCCUCUCCUCACAGAUUCGUGCAGAAACUUGAGCCAGUUUUAAAGCAUGUUCAACUUAAUGAGAUGAGUGAGACCACAAGCCCCUCCAGUAGUCUCUCCAACUCAAGCAUAAUAAGCAUAAAGAGAUCUCCAUAUCUAAAUUCAUCAACUUCUAAUGCGCCCUGUGAAAAGAAAGAAUUAACUACCAGUGAAACAAGAAAGAAUACUUCAGGCUUACUGGGGCUUAGUGACUUGAAAUACCAGUCCAGGGAGCUGCCAGACUCUAGCUGCAGUGCAUCAGCUAAAUUAAAGUCCCAAUUCAAUGAUGCAUCUAAUCUACUGAGAUUUAAGUCAUCUUUGCUGUCAAUAUCUUCACCAAUACUAGAUGACAACAGCACAAAAAAUGGGCAUGAUUUGCAGUUUCUGACUGAGAAUAUUGGAAUAAAAGGAAACAAAAAGUUCCCCUAUACUUUUCAAACUAUGGACAAUGUAAGCAAAAUACAGAAGAAUGGAAAACCAGCAGCUCAUGGAUACAGCAACCUAGAUCUCAGUAACAAGCCUACUAAGCCAAUAAAUAGUGAAACAAGGACCACAGUUUCUGAUUCCUAUGGUUUUUCGGAUGAUGUGCCAAUGGAAAACAAUAGCAAUAUACACAGGGAUGAAAAAAGAAUGACUCUUGGUCACAGUAAAUUGGAUCUCAUUACCAACUAUAACAAAUCAAAACCAAAGCAAAUUCACAGUAGAUUUGAGUUGUAAUUUGUAUUAUUGUUUUAGCAAAAAUGUUUGAUCUCAUUCAAAUGGAUAAUGAGUGCAGACAUUACAUUUGCAAUAAUUAAUACAAAAAUAUGGAAAUUCAAUGUCUCCCAUUUUAGUUGGUGUGCGUCAGAUUUAAUACAAAAAUAAGAAGGCUUAAUAAGGAGGCUAGAUAUAUAAACACAUAGUUGUGUGAGAGUUUUGAAUGAAUUCUUGAUAUGUAGAGUUCUAGAAUAAAUUUAAAAGAUUAUAUAUUCUGAAAGCUGAAAAGAUGGUUAGCCUGGAAUUUUGCCCCAUGGACAUAACUAGUGGUUUCUGAAAUAAUGGGGGUGGGGGUGGGUAAAUCUCUAAUUAGUAGUUGUGUUGAACUAGGACCUGGAAGUCUCAUUUGGUCAUGAAGUUCAGUGCUGAUCUUGAUCUUGCUGUCUCUCAUCAAAACAAGGCUUGUUGCAAGGGUAAAAUGUGGGGUAUAUGGUGGACCCUGUAUGUCACCGUGAACUCAGUGGAGAGGCAGGAUAAAAAUGAAAUCAAUAAGUAAAUAAUAUGAGGAGUAAAACAACUCACUUUAAAGACUGAGAGGCUUCAGUGCAGCUAUUUAGUAGAACCAGCUCUCUCUCAAUGCCCAGUGUACACUACUCUAAAGUGUUCUCUGAUCAGAGCUAUAAGAAGUCCUUGUUGUCAAGGGGAAGUGUUUACAGCAGCAGCAGUAGUAAGGAUCUGCAGAAACCAUAGUAGAAACUGUAUCUCCUACCUCCCCCCACUGUGGUUACUUGCCCACUUCUCUUUCCUUCUCUCCCAGAUGUGGCAUACAGGCUGUGUACAUGCCAUACAUUUAAAUCACAUUGAAAGCACAUUCCCCACCCACCCAAGAAUACUGGGAACUGUAGUUUACCCUUCACAGAGCUGCAAUUCCCAGCACCCUGAACAAAGUAGAGUUUUUGGGAUUCUUGGGGGUGUGCUUUAAAUGUAUGGUGUGUACACAGCCACAGUUACUAAUCUAGAUGCAGGAAGCAACAGAUUAUUUUUUAGAAGUUGGGGGAAAUUAGUCACAUGAAAUUAUGUGAAGCUACUAUUUAAAUCCUAGUGCCUUGUCAAUCACAGGUUCUGCUCCUGGAAAAAAAACCCGUUCUUGUGGGGAGAAUACAUGAAGAAUACAUUGGUUUGGUUUGAUUGUAUCUCUUUAAAUAGCUUGUGAACCCUAGAAUGGAAGAUGGGAAGGGCCAUAAUUAUUGACUCUUUGUGUUUAAUAAACACUAUGUGUUGUGCAAUAUGAACCUAAUUAAGACCUCUGGGUAGUGUGCAUUGGCGUCAAGUUUGCAAAGGGUGGAUGGAAAUGCCCUGAACAGCAGCCUGAAUUCUGUCCUUGGUUCUGUGCAUACUGUGUGUUUUUUUUAAUUACAUGAACACAUAUUUAUCCCAAAUAGGUGAUCAACCAGAUUUUGAUAAAGGAUUUACACAGUCAUAGCAUAGCUCCUUCCACUUGAGUGACUGAAAGUGAAUUAGGUCACAGUUCAGCCACAGUGAAGCACUUUGAAGUCUCAUUGAUUUCAAUGGGAGGGUUAAUUGCAUGCUUAACUGAGAUUAGUGAGAAUGAAACAUGUUUAGCUUUGACUAACUUGUGCCCUUACUCAGUAGGGAGAAGCAGACUUUCACCAUUGAUGCCUUUCCCCCCUCAAAAUCAAGACUGGAUACGUUUCUCAAGAGUUGAGCUAGUUCAGCCAAGGUUUUCUGGGCUUGAUGGAGGAAUUUUUGGAAGGGUUGUGAUUGUCCAUUUUAAAAUGUAAAUGUACUGCCUUCAAGUCGAUUCCGACUUAUGGCGACCUUAUGAAUAGGGUUUUCAUGAGGCUAAGAGGCAGUGCUGGCCCAAGGUCACCCAGUGAGCUUCAUGGCUAUGUGGGGAUUCAAACCCUGGUCUCCCAGGUCAUAGGUCAUAAUCAAAAUAUUUCGGGUUUUUAUCUUUAACCUCAAAGGCAGACAAAUAAACUAAAUAGCAAUUUUGAUUAUAAAGUCAAUGGGAAGUGUGCCUCUCUCUUUUCUUUAUGAUACUGUUUGAAGCACUACAUAAAU